Molecule: messenger RNA, 2803 nt
Organism: Spodoptera frugiperda (fall armyworm)
Lineage: Eukaryota; Metazoa; Arthropoda; Insecta; Lepidoptera; Noctuidae
Gene: msl-2
Product: E3 ubiquitin-protein ligase MSL2
Exons: 4
Coding region: 152-1567 (471 amino acids)
Cellular component (GO): MSL complex
Molecular function (GO): ubiquitin protein ligase activity
Source: RefSeq, a predicted model, not a curated record
GGCUACUCUAUUAGUGAAAUAUUAGUUUGACAUUUGACAAUGACAGUUUUGACGAGACAUUUGCGGCUUUUUGGUUGUGUAGCACUUUGGUGUAAACAAAUUAAUUUAUAAAUCAGUAAAUGUUCUCCUUGUUACAUUUUCUGUAAUAACAAUGAAUGCCACUAGUUUAUAUGUUUCUACGUGUCGAUUAAUAAUCUUAGCUGACGCAGCAGAUAAGUCGUCGUGGACUGAUUUAUUUCGUUUAGUUCCUUAUUUACGACAAUCUUUAUCUUGUACAGUGUGUGGAAACUUAUUAAAAGAACCUUAUACGCCAACAAGCGCCAGUUGCCAACAUCAUGUUUGCAAAAAAUGUAAAGGUGGACGUAAAAAGCUAAAACCUUCUUGUAGUUGGUGUAAAGAUUAUGAAAGUUAUGGUGAGAACUUGCAAUUACGCAUACUCCUGCAGUGUUACAAGAAAUUGUGCGAGUAUUUCAUGGGUACGGACGUGUACAAGACGUUGCUGGACGAGGAUGAAAUUGCUGCAGGAGUUAACGGUGGCACUGUUGCCAGUUCAGGGUUAAUUGACUUAAUACAAGAAGGUGCUGGUUUUUCUGAUGACUACAAGAGCACAGCGGGUCUGUCUAAGUCGGCGUACAGCAUCCUGCCAUGCGUGUACACCAACUCAGCAGGCACACAAACCCAUGCUGCAUCAAGUUCACACAACUCGGAAAGCCGAUCAUCCAAAGGUUCACCAAACUCUAGAUCAACAUCGAAUGGGUCUCCAUUGUACUCAGUUAUGUACGCAGGCUCUGGAAAUAAAAUUACUAUUAAGAGAAAGAAUGUUGAUGACUUAGAUGCACAUGAAUCAGGGUCGAGUCGGGAAAGUAAAUCAAGCCAAUUAGGUUUUAAGAAACCCUCAAACAGGUCUCGUAGUUCAGCUAGCAGUAAGAGAAAAGGUUGUAGAUGUGGUAAUGCCACAGCCACUCCGGGCAAACUAACAUGUUGUGGGCAGCGGUGUCCGUGUUAUGUUGAGAGUAAGCCAUGCACAGAGUGCAAGUGUAAAGGAUGUAGGAAUCCUCACAGACCUGAUGGGAUGAAGGUACGGCCACAUAUACCUCAGUUAGACAAUAUACAGCUUACACUCAAUACAAAUCCUGAGACUUCACCAUCAUGUUCCGGUUCUCUGGACAGCCUAGAUACUGACACUCUCACCAUGGAAGCUAUGGAGGAAUCACUCAAUUAUUCUGCUGACUUCAAAUCUUCCAAUAUCAAAGUGUACACAAGUCAGUUACAAGAAGUGUCUCCGUCACUACCAGCCACUAUAAUGAUGGACGAAGAGUUUGCAGGCUCAGGGGAGGAGGAACUGAGUUCGCCGCAUGAGUACACACUCGCCUCCCCGACUGAUAUGCACGAUAUGAAUGACAUGCAGGAGAUGCACGAUAUGCACGAUAUGCAUGAUAUGCACGAGAUGCAGGACAUGCAUGAGAUGCACGACAUCGACGACAUGCAAGACUUGGACGAGCAGGAGCAGUCGCCGCAGUCGCCGGCGUCGCAGGACGCGAACAGCGACAUCGAGGUGGACGUAUGACACGAGCUGUCCCUCGCGAGUGACUAGGCGAGUGCCGGGUCGCGCGCGGGACGUGCGGGGCUCGCUGCUCGGCUGCGUGUCUCACUGCUGGUUACUGUUACUGCGGCAAGGCUCUAGGACGGCGCCGGCGUAUGUACCACUGUUGUAUGCUGAGAUACUAAUUAUACAUUGGUUGCCUGAAUUAAAGCUGGGAAAAUUCUUAUCUUUCAUGACUGGAAUGAUUUGUUGGGUCCAUCGAAUUUUAAUAUAAUAGACAUGUGUGUAUAGGUUUAGUAGAUACUUAAUUGAGUACUUAAAUAUCCAAAGUAUAUUGUCUGAUGUUGAGUAUGUGACAAAUUAGUUUAACUCGGUGAACAUAGACAGCAUAGUUAAUUCUAGUAUUAAUGUUCUCAGAUAAAGUUUAUCAUCUAUGGUAUGAUUGUCAUAAGAAUACUUAGUGUGACUAGCUUUUACAAUUUAGCUUGAUAGCAUUUUACUUUUUUUAAUUCUGUAAAAUAUAUUUUACUACAUUUAUAUUUAAGAAAAAUGAUCUAAAAUAUUGUAUUAUUUUGUAGAAUCGCCUGAGAACGGGCUGAAUGCAUUGAAAUUAUGUCGAUCUUACGUGAAUGUAUUAUUAUUUGUGUGUAUAUGGAAUUGUGUCAAGUGUGAGUCGUUACAUGUUGCAAGUAGAUACCAAGUUGUAUGAUAACAUAAAAUAAUGGUCUUCCCAAAGAUUUCUUUUAAAUCCGAUUUCUUUAGGAAAUGUUACUAUUGAUAGUUUGUAAAUACUUGUUUCCGACUUGUUAUUACCGUUAUAUUCACAAGUACAUGCGACCUUGCGUAUUUGAUUCCUCCAGUAAAUGUCGUUGAUUAUUGUUUCAAUGUUACUAGCAAUCAAGAUAUUUUUUAUAAUUUACAUAUGACUUUAUUACGGAUAUAAUAAUAUAGUACUUGUAAUAAAAAGACAUGAAAAUUACUAUUAAAAUUAAGAACAAAAUGAAUAUUAUGAAAUGUUUCCAUUAGUUGUCCAUAUAAUAUGAUAUGACUACAAAGUAAACUGUGAUACUGUUGUCACCUUUCAUUUAUAAAUGUCACAAUAGAAGUUUUAUAUAUUUAUGUACUAUCGAUCCUUAGAAUAAUAACGGCACUGGAGUACAAACGUUUUAUAGUUCUUACUAUAAUAUUAAUGUCUAAUAAUGUAAAGAAGCAAUUAUUAUUGUCUCAUCAAGCGAUGAAAUUAAAAAUAUUUUUUGUUAA